Molecule: messenger RNA, 1855 nt
Organism: Tigriopus californicus
Lineage: Eukaryota; Metazoa; Arthropoda; Copepoda; Harpacticoida; Harpacticidae
Product: transcription factor GATA-4-like
Exons: 5
Coding region: 224-1768 (514 amino acids)
Biological process (GO): cell fate commitment; negative regulation of transcription by RNA polymerase II; positive regulation of transcription by RNA polymerase II
Molecular function (GO): zinc ion binding; RNA polymerase II cis-regulatory region sequence-specific DNA binding; DNA-binding transcription factor activity, RNA polymerase II-specific
Source: RefSeq, a predicted model, not a curated record
GCUUUGCUUUGCUUUGGGCGCUCGGUGGGUUUCGGGUGAUAUCUCGAGCACUAUCAACCCCGAGUGUCUUGAGAAUUUUCCCCAGUUUUGUCUCUCUCCGAGUGAUUAGUGCACGUUGCUUUGGUACGGUGCUGAGUGUAGUUCAUUCCAAGGAAGCCUGGUGCGGACUGGCCCAAAUCUAAUGCACAGAUAGGAAUAUCGCCUUUCUUGGGUUCCAGGACUAAUGAUGCAGGAGGGCAAUUACAAUGGAGGAGCCAACACCCUCUCUGCAGCCUCAUCAUCUUCGGUGGGAUUUCCCUACGGUCAUCAUGUCCAUGAUGGGACCUCCUUUGUUCAACCCACACAUUCGUCCGUGGCCAUGUAUAUCGCGGGUCAUGGAUCCACAGCGAAUUUGAGCGAUGGGGUUCGAUCACAUCCAACGUAUGGCAUGUCGUCGCCAGCGAACAAUGUGGAAUCUUCGGAAGCCCCUCCGACGCCUCCCACCACGUCGCCCUCAACUCACCACGCCUCAUCCACGCCCCCAAGUGCCUCUUGGAGCUCGAACACUUUACAACAGAAUGAUUCGUCAGAGUCUUAUCAUCACCGGUUUAGUUACGGAGCGGCUGCCGCCGCCGCCGGAAGCUUUGCCAUGGCCCGUGAAUCGCCUUAUUUAGGGGCACACGGAGCCUCAGCCGUUACGGCUGCCCUCAAUCCUUACGCUGCCUACGCUCAGAACAUGAUGAAUUGGAAUAGCUACACUACCAUGGCCAGCUUUCAAAGUCUGCAGAGAGCCGGAGUGACUUAUGAUCCAUCUAUGGGAGACUAUUUUGGGGAAGGUCGCGAAUGCGUGAAUUGCGGAGCCAUGUCAACCCCUUUAUGGCGGCGAGAUGGCACUGGCCACUAUCUGUGCAAUGCAUGUGGCCUUUAUCAUAGGAUGAAUGGGAUGAACCGACCCCUUGUCAAACCAUCACGGAGAUUGUCCCCGACGUUUCAGUGCUCCAUGUUCCAAGCAUCCUCCAGAAGGAUGGGACUAUGUUGUACAAACUGUGGAACCACUACAACUACGUUAUGGCGACGAAACAAUGACGGAGAGCCCGUGUGCAACGCCUGUGGCCUUUACUUUAAACUACACGGCGUGAACCGUCCUUUGGCCAUGAGAAAGGACGGAAUACAGACGCGAAAGCGAAAGCCGAAGAACCCCAUCAAGUCCGCAUCUAAUAAAGAGGAUUCUAAAGCUGUAACCUUGUUUCCAGAUCGAAAGGCUCUGGAUAAGAUUCCAUCCGAGCAUGAUCGAAGCCUAAACUUCAGCAACUGCAACAACUUCAAAAGUGAUCAGAAAUCGUCCUCCGAGCCGGUUAAAUGUGAACCAUCAGACUCCAUGGGACAAAAUAACGAUCCCACCGGCUCUUCAUCGCUCUAUUCCCAUCCCAGUUCGGCACUGCUUCAAAGUAACAUGAACUUGUCCCACAACAGUGCACUCUCCCACAAAUCGGGUCCUUCGUCAAUGCUUUUCGAUCCCUCGUCAUCCUCGGUUUGUCACUCUGCGUCAUUCAAUCAUAACAUUCCACAUCUACCACCGCUGACACCAGCACCAUCAUCCACCGGGGGCUCUGCGGUUUCGACGGGUUCCACUGCGGCAUCGCUUCACGGCUACUUUAGAGACUCAUAUCCGUACGGCUCGAGUGCAGCCACGGCCGCUGCGGCAGCAGCAGUCGUUGGAACCAGUCUGAACCCUUACCAUACUUCUGAGCAUUCCAUUACUUCCAAGCUCCAUCUUCCGUCAAGUUGAGACAGAUUAAAUGUCUCUGGCCAGUAUCUUAACGCAUAUCCGUGCAAACAAACAAUUUAGGUGAAAAAUAAAACCUCCUCGAGGAAA